UGAGUCCUCUAGUGGAAAGUUAUGAAGCUGCACUAGCUCACUAACGGUUUAUCUGCAGCAUGCAUUUGCUUUGAAGUGGUGGGAUUACUGCCGAGCCAAUUCCAUCGAGCGCCGAAGUUGAAUCAUUCUUAAGAGGAUUUUCAUCACCCAAUGAAUGAAAUGAACCUCGACAUGCGGAAUUAUAGCUCGUUGGGCAGGGGCAGGAUCAGGCUAACGAGGUUAAAGAGAUUGUUGUCACUUUUGGUUGGAUAGUUUGAGAUUUGUUAGACGAGAGGAUAGAAUGGAGGAGUUGACUUUACGGGUGGCGAAGAUUGGACGCUGGAAAUUGAAGAACUACACUUUUAAGUAAAAUCAAUCGAUCAGGUAAAGUUUUGGCAAGGAGUUUCUGUGUUCCCAAAGGUUUGCUGCUCUUUAUGUGGCUAUGGCGGACGUAGACCUAGCUGAUAACACUGAUGACGUACUGCCUCUGCCCGCGCUCCCCUCCGCCCUCUUCCUGCACGACGUUGACGAGCUUUUUAGUGGGGAGGAUGAUGAACCAUCGCCACCCGCCUCUCUGAAGGAACAGCAACCGCAGCGAGGAGGCUUGCGAAUUCAGAACGUUGGAGGCUCGCUUAGCUUUCUCCUUCAGAUAGCACUUUGCGCUUGGGGGAUUCGUCAGCUGCGUAGUGUCCUAGCGCGGCGUCGACAAAAUAACGCUCUUGGUAGUGGACGUGUGAACAUUAUGCCUUAUCGACCUGUGGAGCCUCCGUUGUUUGCUUUCUUGAGCCCCACCGCUGUGAGGAAGCUCGUUGAGCUUGACCCUACUCCCUACCUUCUCAUUGACGUCCGUCACCCGGACGCAGCCCGCGUGACGCCCAAGCUCUUUGAAAAUGUAAUCAACAUUCCUGAAACCGAAGUCCUAGCUUGCCUGCAACUUUCAGCGGCUGAGUGGAAGGACAGGUUUCCCUCUACGGAAAAACCAGGACGGGAGGAUGAUUUGUUGGUGUUUCUAUCUACUCGUGGCAAGCGCGCUCAGCGCGUUGCAGCAGCUGCUGCUGACCUAGGUUACAACGGAUGUUGUAUAUUGAAGGGCGGUAUUCAGGCAUUGCGUGCAAGCUCUCCCCCUAAUGGAGAAAGCUUGAAUUUCAUGAGCAGGGAUGCGGUUGCUCUGUUGCUCCAGAACAAGGAGACUUUGGUAGAUGAAAAGGACGUGGGAGCACACACGCCGUGGUUGAUUGACCUGCGCAGACACGAUGAACGAGCUCUUUAUGGUCAUAUUAAGGGGUCUCUGCACAUUCGAGUGGAGGAGUGGCCAAAAGCUAUGGCAAAAGAUGCCGCCGCAUACGAGAAGCAAUACCAUGCGCCCAAGAUUGGCACCGACGACAUUGUGAUCCUCCACUGUAGAACAAGAAGACGUGCUUCGUGGGCUGCCCAUGUAGCUCAAGAUGCUGGUUUGAAACGCGUUUUUGUUUACAAGGAGGGCGCUUACGGAUGGCGAUUGGAUCCAACAGUACUACCUUAUGAUAGCUAUGAAAUGGGAGAUGCACCGCCAGAGCCUGUGAAGUUUGACUUGGAGAGGGUGGACUUUGAAUCAGCACAGGCGGAGCUGAAGCACUUAGGAUUAAUGAAAUCUAGGGUUUCAGGAGAAUAAUUCAACGGGAUUUUGUAUUGUAAGAUGAGCAUAGAGAGGGUCGGGGUGGGAUUUAACAUCGAGUGCACGAUGAACAGAGUUGCUGCGGUUUUGGCUCAAAUCCGUCUGCAGUAAGAAGCUAUGAUGAAAUGGAUCUUUUUUCUGUAGGGAUGGCGUAGUGUUUUCUUUGUAGCCAACAGUCAUGUUCGCUACCUUUACUACCCUUCGUGGUCUUUUAACCAUUGAAAGAAUAGCAAUUGCAUGAGUGUUCGAUUAAUACUGCAAUUACAGCUAGUCUCUCCUCCAAGGACACAGACGCUCAAACUAUCAUCAGACAGAUAAGGAAUGGCAUGAGCACCAGGCAAAUGAAUUUCCACCCAGAGAUCAAGAGCAUCGUGAUUGUGUACAUCUUGAGAGUUAUGUCGCAGUGAGCCUUCUGCAGGGAAAUCUGCAUGUCCUGAUCAUCUUGUAAGAACAGAUUCUUAAUGCCAGCCUUCAGGAGAGGGAUUCUUCUCUCAAUCACA
Molecule: messenger RNA, 2133 nt
Organism: Physcomitrium patens
Lineage: Eukaryota; Viridiplantae; Streptophyta; Bryopsida; Funariales; Funariaceae
Cellular component (GO): mitochondrion
Molecular function (GO): thiosulfate-cyanide sulfurtransferase activity
Source: RefSeq, a predicted model, not a curated record